UUUACUUUCUCUUUCUUUUACGCCUGUUAAAGCACCCAGGCAGAAGUGAAAGCACACAGUCCACUCUACAGCACUGAGAGAAGAUGUUGCACAUUCUCAUCCUUGGAUGUUUGCAGUUUUCAGCCUCAGCCUCCCUAAUUAAUGGAUAUGGUAAUACAAUAGCUGAGUAUGGUGGGGAGGCACAUUACAGCUGCUCAGUGGCCAACCCAACAGCGGGUGUGCUGCAGAUCACAUGGCAGAGGCUUUUCAAAGAUGGGCCGAUAGAGAACCUGGCAACCUUCAGCAAGCGGUUUGGUCAGCAAGUCAACGAGCCUUACCUUGGAAAAGUCACAUUAACAGAAGCGUCCCUGAACUCGACCUCCAUCAGUCUGAGCAACGUCUCGUGGCAGGACGAGAGCUGCUACAUCUGCUCAUUCAACGCGUAUCCCGAUGGCUCCAAACAACAGCAGACUUGUCUCAGCGUGCAAGGAAUAUCCUCGGUGGAGACAGCGUAUGAUCCCAGAGCUGCACGUGGGGGAGACGGCAUGGAGGUGGAGUUUAGCUGCUCAGCCACAGGGAAACCAGUACCGACCAUUGACUGGGACGUUUCACCAGGUGCUGCCCGUCUUUACCAAUCACAGACUACGACAGAAACUAACGGUGACCACACGUUCACCAGCAGCAACAACAUCACGCUGCAAGUACCUGCAGGCUGGAGUGGACACGUGGACUGUCUGCUGAACAGGGGAGCGAGAGGACAGAGGAGGGAGAGGAUCCCCUUCUCUGUAGGUCUUCAGCAUCCGAAGAAGGAGGAUGAGAAGAGAAAGCCUCACCUGUUGCUCUCAGUUAUAAUCCCCUCUCUUUGUAUUAUUACCUUCAUCGCGGCUGCUGUUGUUGUCCUCACUAAGAGAAAAAGUUUGAUGCAAAGAAUAAACCAUCAUUCAAAGAGAAAGAAGCCUGACACAGAUGUAGACUUUGGGACAUUCUUGCAUUUAACCCAUGGAGACGUCAACGCAGCAAACAAAGAGAAGACUUCCUGUUGAAUUUCCAUUUGUUUUUCACUUCAGAUCUCAGCACUUUAUUCACAUUAUUCACUUUAUUCGUGGCGCAUGAGGCAGAAAGCGUGUUGAGGAUGUGUAGGAUGUAAAAAUAUAAGAAAAAGGACUGAUGUUAGGAGAAGGAGCCUGAGGAUGAGAAUCCUGAGACAAAAGCUAGAUUCCUCUUCAACUUUACUCUCAUUGAUGUGUGUGCACAAUUAUCACUUUGCUUAUGAUUUUGAUCCAUCGGAAGUUUGGAAUGUUGGUUCAGGAUCAUCUACUUUUUUGGGCGUUUGCCUGUUGCACCCAAAGUCCAUCGUAACGCUCCUGAGCAGAAUUAAAACCUCAAUUAAAAAUACUGUUUAUUUAACUUAAGUGCAAUAUAAAUUUACUUCAUGCUAAUCUAACCUCAGCGACCUACUGAUAGAAGUCAAAUGAGAACUCACAAAUGUCCUGAAUCAUCUUUAUGAAUAUAUUGAAGGUUUGAAUCAGACAUAAUAUUUAAUACCAUAUUCAGACAUAAUAUAUAAUAUUUAAUACCACAUUAACCAUAUUUUUGUUCUGCAUAUUUAUUUUGAUUGUUAACUGUAUUUUUCUUGUGAUAUUGCAUAUAUCUCAAUUAUUUUUUACUCACAUAUCUAGAAGGCACAUUUACUGUGUGGGUGUGGCUGUGUGUGUGUGUGUGUCCGCGUCUAUGUUCUUACAUAAUCUCAAUCAUUGUAUCAUACUGCCCAUCAUUGUCAAUUAAAAUAUU
Platichthys flesus (European flounder) is the source of this 1770-nucleotide messenger RNA. RefSeq names its product nectin-3-like. The coding region runs from base 84 to 1022 and encodes 312 amino acids. The record is from RefSeq and is a predicted model, not a curated record. Gene Ontology annotation, molecular function: cell-cell adhesion mediator activity. The transcript is spliced from 6 exons. Lineage: Eukaryota; Metazoa; Chordata; Actinopteri; Pleuronectiformes; Pleuronectidae.